AUGGCUGUUAAUAAAAAAUUAAUGGAAUCGACGAUGACAAAUCGAAAGAAAGAUCCAUUUUCGGCGGAUCAGAAGACGGCGUCAUUGGAACAGGAAUUGAAUUUGGCUAGGCGGGCAUGCUGGUGCAAGAACAUAGAGGGUGAUGACAAUGAAGGUGAUGGUUUGUUAGAUAGAAAAUCGGAACAUGAAUGCUGUGAGAAUUGCUUUAAAUCAAAUGACGAUGCUGAUGAUGAUGGAGAAAAAUUAAAUUUAGAAAAAACUACAACGGUUUUGAAUGGUGCUAAAAUAUUUAGUAAAAAUAUUAAUACAACAACUACUAAUAAUACUACUAUAAAUAAUAGUAAAUUAGAAGAAGAAGACAAGUCAUUUAGUGUAGAGAAAACUGAAAUCCCAACAACAACAACAACUAAUAAUUUAAUUAAGCGAAAACUUACAACUAAGCCAGAGCACAAGAAGGAGAGCAGCGAUGCUGAUGCGGGUGAGAAUGAAGAUCUUGUAAAUACAAAUUCCAAACUUGCCGAUUCCUCAUCUACAUCGUCAUCCCGCUCCUCGUCCUCUUCCUCUUCUACUUCCCUGAAGCAAAAUUCCACGGCCAGUCUGAAGGCAUUCUUCUUAGCCCUUUGGUUGGGUUUUGUCAAUUUCUGUGAACGCAACACCAUUAAACGCGAUGAUCCCCGCUUUGAGGCCUAUCGCAAAAAACCCGAAACGGAAAUGAAAAAGUCAACAACAACAACAACUAGUGAAAAUGGAGCUGGAAAAACGGCGAACGGUGGCAAGAAACAAUUCCAAUUUAAAUUGUUGACAAGUAAAAAAGUGAUAUUCCUACUGCUGGUAUGCUUCUUCUUUUCGUGUAUUCAGCGGAUUGAUGCUCGUCCCAAUAGUGCUUCGGGUGAUGGUAAUGCUGUAGCCGGUGAAGCUGUGGGUGUUGGUGCCGAAAGUGCUUAUACGGUGACACCAGGAAAAGUUAAUUCUUUACCAGCAUCGAAUACCGCUCUACCACCGGAAAGUGUUAACGGCAAUGCCAUAAAACAACAAAAAUACAUUGGUAGUGGCGAACCUCAGGCAGCAGCAGGAAAUGAUAUUAAAUCAUCAACGACAGGAGGUCACCCGGUGCCACGUUCCGACGACAACGAUGGUGGUGACCAUAAUGAUCAUGGUGAUGAUGAUGGCGGUCAUAGUGGGGGCCAUGAACGUUAUCCAUUGGCUCAGGUUGAAUUCGAUAGAGUUAAGACACCAUUCAUUAUUGGUGUAUGGAUAUUGUCGGCCAGUAUAGCAAAGAUUGGUUUCCAUAUGACACCAAAAUUACAUCUGAUCUUUCCUGAAUCCUGUCUGCUGAUUGUUGUCGGUGUUGUCAUUGGUGUUGUGCUCUUCUUCUGUACCGAUGUAGCCGUCUCACCUCUAACACCCAACACCUUCUUCUUCUAUAUGUUGCCACCGAUUAUAUUGGAUGCGGGUUAUUUUAUGCCGAAUCGAUUAUUUUUCGAUAAUUUGGGUACAAUUCUGUUGAUGGCUGUGGUCGGUACCAUUUUCAAUAUUGCCACCAUUGGCGGUUCAUUGUACGGUUGCGGUUUGGCUGGUAUUUUUGGUGGUCCCGAAGACACCCCACGCUUCUUGGAUAUUUUCAUCUUUGCCUCCCUUAUCUCAGCUGUGGAUCCUGUUGCUGUAUUGGCCGUAUUCGAAGAAAUUCAUGUCAAUGAAAUUCUUUACAUUGUCGUCUUUGGUGAAUCCCUACUCAACGAUGCUGUGACGGUCGUAAUGUAUCACAUGAUGGAAGUCUACAAUGAGAUUGGUAUAUCGGAAAUUAUUGCCCAGGAUGUGGUGAAUGGUGUGGGUUCAUUCUUUGUGGUGGCCAUUGGCGGUACAGUUAUUGGUAUUAUUUGGGGCUUCCUUACCGGUCUGGUGACCCGUUUCACCGAUCACGUUCGUGUCAUUGAACCCAUUUUCAUUUUCGUAAUGGCAUAUCUGGCGUAUCUGAAUGCUGAAAUAUUCCAUAUGAGUGGUAUAUUGGCUAUUACCUUCUGUGGCAUAACAAUGAAAAAUUAUGUCGAAUCCAAUAUCUCCCAGAAAUCCCAUACUACCGUUAAAUAUGCAUUGAAAAUGUUAUCAAGUUCCUCUGAAACGAUUAUCUUUAUGUUUUUGGGCGUGGCCACUGUCAACAACAAUCAUGUUUGGAAUACAUGGUUUGUCGUUUUGACAAUUGUUUUCUGUUCCGUAUUUAGAGUUAUAGGUGUCAUCAUCCUAUCCGCAAUGGCAAAUCGUUUCCGCUUGCACAAACUGUCUCGGGUCGAUCAGUUCGUCAUGUCAUAUGGUGGUCUGCGUGGUGCCGUUGCAUUCGCCCUUGUCUUAUUAAUCGAUGAACGUUUAGUGCCUCAAAAGAAUAUGUUUGUAACCACUACCAUAGCUGUGAUAUACUUUACCGUGUUCGUGCAGGGCAUCACCAUAAAACCGCUGGUCAAAAUUCUAAAUGUUAAGCGAGCCAAUAAGCGUAAGCCCACCAUGAAUGAGCGUAUCCAUGAGAGGUUUAUGGAUCAUUUAAUGGCCGGCAUUGAGGACAUUGUUGGCAAAACCGGUAACUACAAUGUGCGUGAUAAGUUCAAGCGUUUUGACAACCGUUUCAUUCGUCCACUUUUGUUGAGAGAUCUUAAGGGCGCCGAACCUAAAAUCAUUGAAACCUAUUCCAAACUAACGAUGCGUGAUGCCAUUGAAGUUAUGCGCCGUAAUCCAUCGACCAUUGGUCAAAUAACUGGCACCGAAUCAAUGAGUGCCUUAUUUAGAAAUUAUACCAAUAAUUGCAUUGGUGGAAGGUGGGCACCACCAACUAUUUAUACAACCUGCCCCAGUCUUACCAAUCUAGACAAUACCUGUUCACGUAAUUUGGACAUGCAUGAAUUGGAUUAUAAUCCAUCCAAAAAGGAUUUAACAGACGCGAAGAUUCAUCAUUUGCUAGCUGAAGAAUUGAAACCGUACAGAAGGGCCUCCAUACAAAUGCACCGCCGUCUUAGUUAUAGCCGUCACGCUGUAGAUGACAGAGAUCUAUCGACACAGGUUAACUAUAAAAUGCAAAUGAACUUCCGACGCAUGUUCAAUGAUCGUAAACAUCACAAGCGCAGUAAACGCGGUGCUAAUAAGGAUGGCGUCAAACAAAAUCAUGUAUCAUUCCACGAUUUCCAACAAAAUGGAACAACGAAACAAUUCUCGCACGGUACGAGUAAGAAUGAAACAAAUUUACGCAAAAAACUAAUCAGAAAACAUUCUCACAAUUCACUUAACAAAUAUCGUAGAUUAGAAAUAGAUAAUUAUAUUAAUGAAGUUCUUAAUGAAUCAGCAGAGGAAAAUCCCAACAAUAAACUAACCGAAGUUACGGUGGUCAAUGAAAAUGAUGACUGGGAGGAUGGUCUAACAUUUACGGCGAAAUCAUCACUAGCAGAGAAUGCCAUACCCGAAGAAGAUCGCAAUCUAUCUCGCGAUUCAGAUGGCGAACGCCGUGUGGCCACACCCACCGCCACUGAAUCCCAGCUGCCAUGGAAACGUCAGGGUGACGAAAUUUCCGAUGCGGUGCAACAAAAUGAAUUCCCCGCCUGGGCAUCCAAUAAAGAAUAUUUGGCCUAUAAUUCACCAAGUGCUACAUUCUUAGGUGGUAUAAACAAACCUAAACAGCCCAAGUCCGUCAUAGGUCUAUUCCGUCGUGAAAGUUCCGGUUCCCGUGGUGGCGCUGGUGGCAGUAUUAUGACCGUCGAUGGCACUGAUGGCUCAUCGGCUAGGGGUUCCGACCCGGCCUUGGCUGCCGCACUCAGCCAAAUGGUUGUGCCUUCUUCACAAAUACCCUACAAUCCACGUUUGGACAAACGUUCGCAGUCGAUAUCAUCCGGUUCGGGUUCGGCGGGCAUUGGUGAUUCGGGUCAUGCGGGUCCCUUCCCCGUUACGGCCAGUCAUCGUCGUAAUGUACGACGUGGUUCAAUGCUAGAAUUAAGCGGUGAUGAUUCUAACGACAAAGAUAAUGAAACGUAGAAAAAUCCCAUAAAAA
This is a messenger RNA of Musca vetustissima, 4024 nucleotides long. Its product is annotated as sodium/hydrogen exchanger 3-like. Gene Ontology annotation, cellular component: membrane. Gene Ontology annotation, biological process: proton transmembrane transport; sodium ion transport; regulation of pH. Gene Ontology annotation, molecular function: sodium:proton antiporter activity. The record is from RefSeq and is a predicted model, not a curated record. The coding region runs from base 1 to 4008 and encodes 1335 amino acids. Lineage: Eukaryota; Metazoa; Arthropoda; Insecta; Diptera; Muscidae. The transcript is spliced from 19 exons.